Daucus carota subsp. sativus is the source of this 1635-nucleotide messenger RNA. RefSeq names its product VAN3-binding protein. Lineage: Eukaryota; Viridiplantae; Streptophyta; Magnoliopsida; Apiales; Apiaceae. Bases 86 to 1402 code for a protein of 438 amino acids. The transcript has 7 exons. The record is from RefSeq and is a predicted model, not a curated record. Gene Ontology annotation, biological process: leaf vascular tissue pattern formation; phloem or xylem histogenesis; auxin-activated signaling pathway.
UCACCCUCUCUCUCUUCCUAUAUAUUUUAUCUGCCGCUAUAUUUUCUCUCACACUUGUAAAACUCUCCGGUUCAUCUCUCCCAAAAUGAACCCGGUUCAGUUCCGGCCACCAGAAACUCCAAUGGAGCUCAUGGAGUUUCUAUCUCGUUCAUGGAGCACCUCUUCCGUCCAAGUCUCCAAAACCCUCAAAGCUAACGCCGUCACCGACGACGCCGUUAAGCCCUCCGGCACCAUUUUGGAGAAUAUCUCCGGCGCCGACGAUGAAGAGGCCACUGUUUCCGGCAACCCCUUUUCGUUUGCUUCCUCGGAAACCUCGCAGCUUAUGGAGCGUAUAAUGUCUGAGGUAUCACCAAGGACAUCUGGAAGAUUAUCACACAGUAGUGGUCCUCUGAAUAGCUCUGUUACUGAUACUCCUCCUAUUUCCCCAUCCCAUGAUCUCAAGUAUUUUCGUGCGAAUAAUCCUGUAAACACACAGUAUAGGAGUAUAAAUGCUGGUGGUGGUGCCCCUUCUGUGGGAGGAAAAACAGUGGGAAGGUGGUUAAAAGACAGGCGAGAGAAAAAGAAAGAGGAAGCUAGAGCUCAUAAUGCUAAGAUUCAUGCUGCUGUUUCAGUGGCUGGGGUUGCUGCAGCUGUUGCAGCGAUUGCUUCUGCUACAGCUGCCUCUUCCGGUACUGGAAAAGAUGAAGAGAUGGCGAAAACUGACAUGGCAGUGGCUUCUGCAGCUACACUGGUUGCUGCACAGUGUGUUGAGGCAGCCGAAGCAAUGGGUGCAGAGAGGGAUCAUCUGGCUACAAUUGUUGGUUCGGCAGUUAGUGUACGGUCAGCUGGAGACAUUAUGACCUUAACAGCAGUUGCUGCUACAGCUCUGCGUGGUGUUGCUACAUUGAAGGCUAGAGCACUGAAGGAUGUCUGGAAUGUAGCUGCUGUAAUACCUGUAGAGAAAGGAACUAAUAUUGGUGGCAAUCAUGGAAGUAAUGGUAUAUGCAGUGGAGAGCUUGUUUCUGAAGGGAAUUUUGUUGAUAUUUGUAGUCGAGAAUUACUUGCUAGAGGUUGUGAGCUCCUCAAGCGCACGCGCAAAGGUGAUCUUCAUUGGAAGAAAGUGUCCGUCUAUAUUAACAAGAUGGGCCAGGUUAUACUGAAGAUGAAGAGUACACAUAUUGCUGGGACCAUAACUAAAAAGAAAAAGAAUAUAGUGUUGGAGGUGCUGAAAGAUAUGCCAGCUUGGCCGGGACGGCACUUGCUUGAGGGUGGUGAAGACAGGAGAUACUUUGCGCUGAAAACAGUAUCGCGUGGAGUGGUUGAAUUCGAAUGCAGCAACCAGAAGGAGCACAAUAUCUGGACUCAGGGUGUUUCAAGCUUGUUGGUACUCGCUGCUGAAAAGAACAAUAAACAUAGAUUAUAGGAUGAAUAUAAGAAAGGGUAAGAACUGGCAGAUGGGGUAUAUUGGUAGAAUGUUAUGGUCUAGUGAACUCUAGUUCGAGCUUUUGAAUUAACUAUUUGGUUUUUAAACAUAGUAGGGGUGCUUUCUUUCUUGUUUUAUGUUCCUCCUUCCGUUGUUUUCCUAUGUCAAGGAAGGCCUUGCUAUUGUAAAAAGGUGAAAGGAAAUUAUAAGUUAUCAAAAGGCAUUUUUCAGUC